CCUCCCUUCUGAGGUGCUGGAGCUGCUGCUGACAUCCCCCUGUCCUUGCUGUCCCCGCAGAACUCCAUCCGGCACAACCUGUCCCUGCACACCCGGUUCAUCCGCGUGCAGAACGAGGGCACCGGCAAGAGCUCCUGGUGGAUGCUGAACCCCGAGGGCGGCAAGACGGGCAAGACGCCGCGGCGGCGGGCGGUGUCCAUGGACAACAACAGCAAGUUCCUGCGCAUCAAGGGCAAGGCCAGCAAGAAGAAGCAGCUGCAGGUGACGCAGGAGCGCGGGGAGGACAGCCCCUCCUCCCAGCAGCCCAAGUGGUCGGAGAGCCCCGCGUCCCACGCCAGCGACGAGUACGACGCCUGGGCGGACUUCCGGACGCGCGCCAGCUCCACGGCCAGCACGCUGAGCGGGCGCCUCUCGCCCAUCAUGGCCAACCACGAGCCUGACGAGCUGGAGGAGGAUGAUGGCACCCCCUCCUCCCCGCUGAUGUACCCCAGCCCCUCCAGCACCAUGUCUCCUUCCCUCAGCGCCCGCUGCUCCGUGGAGCUGCCCCGGCUGACCGACCUGACCGGCACCAUCAGCCUGAACGAGAGCCUCGGGGAGAGCAUGCUGGAGGACCUGCAGGACGGCUACGCCAUGAGCCCGAGCCAGCAGCUCCCGCCGGCCGCCCUGCGGCAGCGCAGCUCCAGCUUCACCUUCAACUCCAAGUGCUCCAACAUGGGGGCUGCCGGCAACACCUACUGCGGGACCAUCUACAGCCAGCCGGCCAUGGGCCUCAUGCGCCGCCUGCCCAUGCAGACCAUCCAGGAGAACAAGCAGGCCACCUUCUCUCCCGUCAGCUCCUACAGGAACGCCUCGCUGCAGGACCUGCUCUCCUCCAUCUCCUACGCGCACAAGGAGAGCAUGGUCCCGGGGGACCUGCCCCUGCCGCAGGCCAGCCCCAUGGUGCCGGCCCGUGGCCACAGACACAACCCGCUGCUGUGCGGGGGCGGGGAGCAGGGCCUGUCCUCCUACCCGUCCCACCCGGGCUCUCUCAUGAAGAGCGGCGCGUUGUACCACCCGUCACCAGCCGGCCACCACCCCGCGGUCAACACCAGUGCCUUAGCCAAUCCUGUCAGCCUUAUGAGCCUGCCCAGCGACUCGUGCAGCAUGGCGGCCGUGCCGCACCACGGGCACCUGCAUCCCUACGCCAGUAACCAAGGGGCACACAUGAGCCUGCUGGAUUCGCUGCAGGGCCCCUACCCGGGGGCCGUCCACCCCCCCGUGUUGGGCCAAGACAGGUUCCCAGCAGACCUGGACCUGGACAUGUUCAACGGGAGCCUGGAGUGCGACGUGGAGUCGAUCAUCCUGAAUGACUUUAUGGACAGCGAUGAGAUGGACUUCAACUUCGACUCGGCCCUCCCGCCGCAGAACGGGCUCAACGUGCCCGCGCUGCCCGGGGGGCCACAGCCCACAAACCAGAGCUGGGUGCCUGGGUGAUGCCCGCCCCGGGGGGGGCUGACCACCGGGAAGCCACGAGGGGAACAUUGAGACUAACUUUUUUUUUUCCUUUCUCUUCUGCCUUUGUUUGUUAAGAUGGGCGAGAGCCGUCGGUCUGAGCUCGAGGUCGAACACGGAACACAAACCGGAGGGUCAAAUACUGAGAUGGAGGGGGAGGGCCCCCAGCCCCACGUGUGCCCCGUCUGCUGGGUCCUCCCGUGGGCAUCCUCCAGAGGACACAGGGCAGCUGAGUGGGAGAGGCAGCUGGAGCCAGACGGAUCCAGGGGGGUAGCAGGAAGGGAAGGCCUUUCCAGAUGGUCCCAGUGCCCCACUGUGAUGGUGCCAGUUUGAUUUGCCCUUGGGCUGGGUGACAGAGCGGUGACGGCUGGUGGUGUGGUCGUUUCCCAUGGGAAGGGACUGUUCCCUGAGCCACCUUGGGAAAUGAGUCCUCUGGGUAGAAGUGUCAGGAGUGGGGACCCUGCCCCAGGGUGGGGGGGCUCGUCACCCCUCAGUCCUGGUGGAGGUCAGAGCUCUGCCAAGCCCACACACCCAGGACACCUCCACAGGGAGUGUCCUUGUGUGGCCCCAGGCAGGUUCUCUUACCGAGCAGUGAGAGGGGUGGUGAUGGAGGGGAGGGUGUGCAGGCAGCAGCCCUGGGAACAGCAUCUGGGCAGCCCCCUCGCCUGCUGGGGGCUGGGGGUGCCCCAGGAAUGCUGCAGUCCCUGCCUGGGGCAGGCGUGGGCAGGGCCCGGGGGGGUCCUGCUGGGAGUGAUGUGCUGCUGGAAUGGGUCCCCUGUGCUGGAGGCUCAGGGGCAGCUCGCAGGGUUGGGGAGGGGGGCAUAUUUAUUUGAUUUCAUGCACUCUUUUACCAUUGAGUUUUUGCAUUGGAAGGAAGAAAGGGUCGAGCUUAGGGACAGGAGAGAGAGGCCGUGAGCAGUGCUGGUGGCUGUGUCCCGUCACAGGGCUCAUCUUGGCUUGGCCAUGGCUUUGGGUGCUGGAUGAUGGGGUGAAAGCUGUGAU
Messenger RNA from Manacus vitellinus (golden-collared manakin), 2493 nucleotides. RefSeq names its product forkhead box protein O6-like. The record is from RefSeq and is a predicted model, not a curated record. NCBI's taxonomy places the organism in Eukaryota, Metazoa, Chordata, Aves, Passeriformes, Pipridae. Gene Ontology annotation, biological process: regulation of transcription by RNA polymerase II. Gene Ontology annotation, molecular function: DNA-binding transcription factor activity, RNA polymerase II-specific; RNA polymerase II cis-regulatory region sequence-specific DNA binding. Bases 142 to 1473 code for a protein of 443 amino acids. Gene Ontology annotation, cellular component: nucleus. The transcript has a single exon.